Molecule: messenger RNA, 2151 nt
Organism: Symphalangus syndactylus (siamang)
Lineage: Eukaryota; Metazoa; Chordata; Mammalia; Primates; Hylobatidae
Gene: CHRNB2
Product: cholinergic receptor nicotinic beta 2 subunit
Biological process (GO): monoatomic ion transmembrane transport
Cellular component (GO): postsynaptic membrane
Molecular function (GO): transmembrane signaling receptor activity; acetylcholine-gated monoatomic cation-selective channel activity
Source: RefSeq, a predicted model, not a curated record
GUCCCAAUUGUAUUCCCUGGAAGAGCAGCCGGAAAAGCCUCCGUCUGCUCAUACCAGGAUAGGCGAGAAGCUGGUUUCUCCUCGCAGCCGGCUCCCUGAGCCCCAGGAACCACCGCGGCGGCCGGCACCACCUGGACCCAGCUCCAGGCGGGCGCGGCUUCAGCACCACGGACAGCGCCCCACCCGCGGCCCUCCCUCCGGCGGCGCGCUCCAGCCGGUGUAGGCGAGGCAGCGAGCUAUGCCCGCGGCAUGGCCCGGCGCUGCGGCCCCGUGGCGCUGCUCCUUGGCUUCGGCCUCCUCCGGCUGUGCUCAGGGGUGUGGGGUACGGACACAGAGGAGCGGCUGGUGGAGCAUCUCCUGGAUCCUUCCCGCUACAACAAGCUUAUCCGCCCAGCCACCAAUGGCUCUGAGCUGGUGACAGUACAGCUCAUGGUGUCACUGGCCCAGCUCAUCAGUGUGCAUGAGCGGGAGCAGAUCAUGACCACCAAUGUCUGGCUGACCCAGGAGUGGGAAGAUUAUCGCCUCACCUGGAAGCCUGAAGAGUUUGACAAUAUGAAGAAAGUUCGGCUCCCUUCCAAACACAUCUGGCUCCCAGAUGUGGUCCUGUACAACAAUGCUGACGGCAUGUACGAGGUGUCCUUCUAUUCCAAUGCCGUGGUCUCCUAUGAUGGCAGCAUCUUCUGGCUGCCGCCUGCCAUCUACAAGAGCGCAUGCAAGAUUGAAGUAAAGCACUUCCCAUUUGAUCAGCAGAACUGCACCAUGAAGUUCCGUUCGUGGACCUACGACCGCACAGAGAUCGACUUGGUGCUGAAGAGUGACGUGGCCAGCCUGGACGACUUCACACCUAGUGGUGAGUGGGACAUCGUGGCGCUGCCGGGCAGGCGCAACGAGAACCCCGACGACUCUACGUACGUGGACAUCACGUAUGAUUUCAUCAUUCGCCGCAAGCCGCUCUUCUACACCAUCAAUCUCAUCAUCCCCUGUGUGCUCAUCACCUCGCUAGCCAUCCUUGUCUUCUACCUGCCAUCCGACUGUGGCGAGAAGAUGACAUUGUGCAUCUCAGUGCUGCUGGCGCUCACGGUCUUCCUGCUGCUCAUCUCCAAGAUCGUGCCUCCCACCUCCCUCGACGUGCCGCUCGUCGGCAAGUACCUCAUGUUCACCAUGGUGCUUGUCACCUUCUCCAUCGUCACCAGCGUGUGCGUGCUCAACGUGCACCACCGCUCGCCCACCACGCACACCAUGGCGCCCUGGGUGAAGGUCGUCUUCCUGGAGAAGCUGCCCGCGCUGCUCUUCAUGCAGCAGCCACGCCACCAUUGCGCCCGUCAGCGCCUGCGCCUGCGGCGACGCCAGCGUGAGCGCGAGGGCGCUGGAGCCCUCUUCCUCCGCGAAGCCCCGGGGGCCGACUCCUGCACGUGCUUCGUCAACCGCGCGUCGGUGCAGGGCUUGGCCGGGGCCUUCGGGGCUGAGCCUGCACCGGUGGUGGGCCCGGGGCGCUCAGGGGAGCCGUGUGGCUGUGGCCUCCGGGAGGCGGUGGACGGCGUGCGCUUCAUCGCAGACCACAUGCGGAGCGAGGACGACGACCAGAGCGUGAGUGAGGACUGGAAGUACGUCGCCAUGGUCAUCGACCGCCUCUUCCUCUGGAUCUUCGUCUUUGUCUGUGUCUUUGGCACCGUCGGCAUGUUCCUGCAGCCUCUCUUCCAGAACUACACCACCACCACCUUCCUCCACUCAGACCGCUCAGCCCCCAGCUCCAAGUGAGGCCCUUCCUCACCUGCAUGCUCCUUCACUCCACCACCCUCUGCUGCACAGUAGUGUUGGGUGGAGGAUGGACGAGUGAGCUACCAGGAAGAGGGCCACUGCCCCCACAGAUCCAUCCUUUCGCUUCAUCUGGAGCCCCUCCUCCCCCACACCUCCAUCCACACACAGCAGCUCCAACCUGGAGGCUGGACCAGCUGCUUUGUUUUGGCCGCUCUCCUCCUCUUGUACCAGCCCAGGCAAUAGUGUUGAGGAGGGGAGCAAGGCUGCUGAGAAGUGGAAGACAGAGAUGGCAGAGCCAUCCACCUUGAGGAGUGAUGGGCAAGGGGCAAGGAAGGGAACAGGAUUGUCUGCUGCCUCCAAGUCAUGGGAGAAGAGGGGUAUAGGACAAGGGGU